GUCGGGAUCUUCUAUAUCUAUUGUGGCUGUUUACGUAGACGACAUUCUAUUAACAGGAAAUGAUGUCGAUGAACUACAUACUUUAAAGUCAUUUCUAGAUCACGAGUUCAAAAUAAAGGAUCUCGGAGAAUUAUAUUUUUUUCUUGGUAUGGAGGUUCUUCGUGAGGCAGCUGGUUUGGUUCUCUGUCAAAGAAAGUUCACUCUGGACUUGUUAAAAGAGUUUGAUUCUCUACAUUACUCCCCUGUUUCUUCUCCUCUUGAUCCCACCGUCAAAUUGCUCGCCAAAACAGGGGAGCCUCUUCCUUCCAACUCUAUAUCGGAUCCAAGAAAGCCCCAUUUGCAUGCCGCUCUUCGAGUUCUCCGAUAUUUGUUAAAAGACCCAGGUUUGGGGCUUUUUAUGACAGCUUCUCCCUCGUUUCAACUCAUUGCCUUUUGCGACUCAGAUUGGGGUACUUGUCCAGAUACUCGAAAGUCAGUGAGUGGUUUCUUCAUUUCACUUGGCGGAUCUCCAAUUUCAUGGAAGUCAAAAAAGCAGACCUCCAUCUCUCUCAGCUCAGCAGAAGCAGAAUAUCGUUCUAUGCGCCGUGCAGUGGCAGAAUUGACUUGGUUAGUACGACUUUUUGAAGAUCUGUCUAUACCCAUUUCUCUACCAGUACCCCUUCAUUCUGAUAGCCAAGCAGCAAUCCAUAUCGCGAAAAAUCCGGUCUUCCAUGAGCGAACUAAACACGUGGAAAUCGAUUGUCAUUUCGUGAGACAGCAAUUUCUGGCCGGCUUGAUUUCUCUUUCUUUCGUUCGAUCUUCUUCUCAGCUGGCAGAUUUGUUCACUAAACCAUUAGCUGGCCCUUCUCAUCACAAUUUAUUGGGCAAGUUGGGUGUUCUUUCAUCCCCUCCAACUUGA
Messenger RNA from Nicotiana attenuata, 898 nucleotides. RefSeq lists its product as uncharacterized. The annotation marks the transcript as partial. The transcript is spliced from 2 exons. The record is from RefSeq and is a predicted model, not a curated record. Lineage: Eukaryota; Viridiplantae; Streptophyta; Magnoliopsida; Solanales; Solanaceae.